AUGGAUGGUAUACCAGAGAAGAUAGAUCCAAGCGACCUUCUAUGGCCCGGGAUCUUCUCUGUUGCACGUGGGCCGGCUGCAGUGACCAGUUUGUCAGCACAACCAACCUCCCAUCGCCAGGAUCCACGGGAGCGGGCGGAAACUACAAAGGAUGGCACCCAGUGCACCUAUGGUGAAUGUACCAAGGGUUUCCAGAAACAUCGUCAGCUCAGGAUCCAUGAGUAUGAACACACAGGCGUAUUACCCUUCCCUUGUGAGAAAUGUAACAAGAGGUUCCUGCUUCCCAGCAAGUUAAACAGACAUUUAAAAGUCCAUGAAGGGUACAACUGUCGCCUACAGGACUGCGGCGCCACCUUUGACAAGUGGUCGGUACUGCAGGCACACAUGAAGGAGAGGCAUCCGCACAACACAAGUAAAAUUUGCAUAGGUAAGGGGAUCAACAACAGUUACUGCAAACGGUCUUACACUAAGAUGUCUAACCUGAAGACCCACAUCCAGAGUUACCAUGAGUCCAGACGUCCCUUCAGCUGUACCCAGCAGGACUGUAGUAAGACAUUUGCGCAUGAGAUCUCCUUGAGGAGGCAUGUGAAAGCAGUCCAUGAUGCCAAGACAAGUCUGCCACCUAGGAAGCCCAGAAAGGUGGGGAAAAGGAAGAGUAACUUCGCUUCUCGGCUGACUGGAUACAAAGAGAAGAAAACACCAGCAGAGAAAAACACACCCAGCGAGGAGGAAGACUCAAUAAACCCUGCCUUACUUCUCCCUGAAGAGGAACACACUACAUCAGGCACUAGUGCCCCCUGUGGAGACCUGUGUGAAAUGCAGGCUGACACUUGUCAUGGAGAAGACAGCAGCACAGAUUCUGCUACAGACAGGAUAGCAGAAAAUCGUCAAAUACUCACUGAAGACGCUGCGGAAGGAAGUCUUGUCAUUGGGACUUUAGAAACAGUAGACAAUGUUGAGGAAGGAGACAGGUUAACAGAAAGUCCUCAAAAACCUACCAGGGAAGAAGACAUUGCAGGGGAUAGUCUUGUCAUUGGGACUUUAGAAACAAUAGACUAUCUUGAGGAGAAAGGCUGUACAGAUGUUGGUAGUAGUGAAACUACCAAGGAUCCAGCUACAGCUAAUACUAGUAGCUGUGGUGAAACUACGGAGGUCAAAAGGUCGGAGGUCAAAGGGUCAGAGGGUAAAGGUGAAUCAUCAGAGGAGGUCCAACUGAGAGUAAUGGCAUGACAAGACGGUUCAUCAGAAGUCUUUGGAAGUUGUUUUUUUGUUUCGUUUUAUAAUGUUCAGUUGUACUGAAGGGGUACUUGAUAGUUGUGCAAUUAGGAAAACCCUCUGUGACUAUAUCCAAACUUUGAAAGUUUGCAAGGAUACUAUGUACAUGUAUCUUUGAUAAAGGGUAUACCUAUGUGGAGACAAUUUUUGUUUAAUUUAUAAUUUAAUUUAUAAUGAAAUCAGAAUGAUGCAGAGCCAAACAAUUAUUACCUGCAAGAUAUGUAUUAUUUUUUCUUAUCAAUCUUCUCAAAUUUUUACAACUCUAUCAAACCAUGGAUACUUUGUUACCUUUCUACAUUCAUCUAUCAAAUGUUACAAUAUGUAUUGUAAAGUAAAGUGAUUAUAUACAAUGUAUCAUGAUUAUAUACCAGGAAAUAUUUUACACCUUCCUGUUCCAUGUUUACUCAAUACUUUUGUAUGUUGUACAACUGAUUGGUUGAUAUUAAAC
This is a messenger RNA of Branchiostoma belcheri (Belcher's lancelet), 1723 nucleotides long. RefSeq names its product zinc finger protein 85-like. Gene Ontology annotation, cellular component: nucleus. NCBI's taxonomy places the organism in Eukaryota, Metazoa, Chordata, Leptocardii, Amphioxiformes, Branchiostomatidae. The record is from RefSeq and is a predicted model, not a curated record. Bases 1 to 1230 code for a protein of 409 amino acids. The transcript has 8 exons.